UUGCCCGAGCAUUGACACCGCAGCAGGUUGCCGUGUUGCUUUUAUGUUGUGGAUAUCGGACUGAUUCCGCGGUGGUCGACUUUUUUUGUGGGCGAAAAGGAGGUUACUUUUCUGGGGAAGUGGUGGACCACGCUGACCAUGGCCUCCAACUUCAAUGAUAUAGUGAAACAGGGAUACGUGCGGAUACGGAGUAAGAAACUAGGGAUCUUCAGGAGGUGUUGGCUGAUGUUUAAGAAGGCGUCCAGUAAAGGCCCAAGGCGGUUAGAGAAAUACCCAGACGAGAAGGCAGCAUACUCCCAGAGCUUUCACAAGAUCACAGAGCUCCGCAGCAUCAAGAACAUUACACGGAUGCCGAGGGAGACCAAGAAACACGCCGUGGCAAUCGUGUUUUACGACGAGACGUCCAAGACGUUUGCCUGUGAGUCAGAGCUGGAUGCAGAGGAGUGGUGGAAGCUACUGUGUGUGGAGUGUCUAGGAAGCUGUCUGAACGACAUCAGCCUGGGAGAACCAGACCUGUUAGCAACGGGGGUGCAGCGGGAGCAGAACGAGCGGUUCAACGUGUACCUGAUGCCCACUCCCAACCUGGACAUCUACGGGGAGUGUACGAUGCAGAUCACACAUGAGAACAUCUACCUGUGGGACAUCCACAACGCCCGCGUCAAACUGAUCAUGUGGCCCCUCAACUCACUGAGGAGAUACGGACGAGACUCCACCUGGUUCACUUUCGAGUCAGGAAGGAUGUGUGACACAGGGGAGGGUCUGUUUACGUUCCAGACGCGGGAGGGAGAGAUGAUGUACCAGAGAGUCCACUCAGCCACCCUGUCCAUCGCACAGCAACAUGAGAGGAUGAUGGAGGAGAAGACUUCACAGACACACUCCAACCAGACAACGUUAACCAAGUCCAUCUCCCUGCCUCGCAGUGCCUACUGGCAUCACAUAAUGCGCCAGAACAGUGUUGGAGACAUCUACAGCUACCAAGGUACUAGCCUGACGAUGACCCUGAUGACCCGAGCACAGACCUUCCCCAGCUUCCUCUCUGGAAGGACAGAAGAAGAGCAGUCCUCUCAGCACAAGGAAGAGGCACUAUCCCCCUCUAGUGGCUACAGCUCAAACUGCAGCCAGGGCAAGGCAGCUCUAACCAACAUCUCCAAUCUCGUCUCAUUGAUUGGACUCCAGACCUUGCACCUCGUCCUCCAGCCACUGAAUGAAGUGCCUUGUGAUGCAUGCAGACUGCAGCGUGACACUACUGUACCAGACAGAGGCCUCUGUCUCUGGGUCUGUGUUUGUCAUUGGUAGCGAUGAUUACGGUACAUAUCUGGAGCAAGACAUUCUGAAAAUAGUCUUGUCAAUUUGUAUUACAUUAUUUUUUUAAAGUCUUGUCACUAUCUGAGAAAUGAUACAGUUUCCACCAAUUCACAGUUUCCAAGAACACAAAUUCAAUGUUCACAAGAAAAGACCAUCUGUUUAUUGAGGUACUCAGAUGAGCAUAUUUGUCCAGAACUGUUUAUCCUAUUAAUUAUUUUGUCGAGGUUCGAUUAUUUAUUUUCAUAGCGGUAGAUAUGUUUAUAUGGAAUCCCAAAAACGUCCAAGGCACGGUAUAAAACAAUAACCAUGAAUAUCAUGUAUUUAGAUCACACAAUUAGCAUGUUUGUUUAGUUCUACUUAACACAUGUGUGAAUUAAUUUAAACCUCAACGUUGGUUGGAUUAACAAAGAAUGUGCCCUUCUACGAAAGGUUCUCGUUUAUCUAUUUGUUACGAUGGUAAAACUGUGUAAAACUGUAAAGGGAUGAAUCAGUUCCAUUUAGUUUGGAGUAUUUAUAGGACUAUGGUAAGAAGACAAAGUAUUUCUAGGAUGUUCUGUGACAUUCGUCAUUUUCUGUUUUCCACGUUACAUUUCCUUCUCCUGUUGUUUAUGUCAGCCAUCUUGUUUUAAUAAAGUUGAGGAAUACACAGGAGGUUGAGGAAUACACAGGAGGUUGAGGUAUACACAGGAGGUUGAGGAAUACACAGGAGGUUGAGGAAUACACAGGAGGUUGAGGAAUACACAGGAGGUUGAGGAAUACCCAGGAGGUUGAGGAAUACCCAGGAGGUUGAGGAAUACCCAGGAGGUUGAGGAAUACCCAGGGGUUGAGGAAUACCCAGGGGGUUGAGGAAUACCCAGGGGGUUGAGGAAUACCCAGGGGGUUGAGGAAUACCCAGGGGGUUGAAGAAUACCAAGGAGGUUGAGGAAUACCCAGGAGGUUGAGGAAUACCCAGGAGGGUGAGGAAUACCCAGGAGGGUGAGGAAUACCCAGGGGGUUGAGGAAUACCCAGGAGGUUGAGGAAUACCCAGGAGGUUGAGGAAUACCCAGGAGGGUGAGGAAUACCCAGGAGGUUGAGGAAUACCCAGGGGGUUGAGGAAUACCCAGGAGGUUUUUGGUCAGGCACUA
Molecule: messenger RNA, 2430 nt
Organism: Oncorhynchus gorbuscha (pink salmon)
Lineage: Eukaryota; Metazoa; Chordata; Actinopteri; Salmoniformes; Salmonidae
Product: docking protein 6-like
Exons: 10
Coding region: 139-1296 (385 amino acids)
Biological process (GO): positive regulation of MAPK cascade; cell surface receptor protein tyrosine kinase signaling pathway
Cellular component (GO): cytoplasm
Source: RefSeq, a predicted model, not a curated record